This is a messenger RNA of Letharia columbiana, 516 nucleotides long. RefSeq lists its product as uncharacterized. Bases 1 to 516 code for a protein of 171 amino acids. The record is from RefSeq and is a predicted model, not a curated record. NCBI's taxonomy places the organism in Eukaryota, Fungi, Ascomycota, Lecanoromycetes, Lecanorales, Parmeliaceae. The transcript has a single exon.
AUGGCAUUCGAUGAGAACGCCUCUCUCGGCACGGAGACCGGUGAAAGCAUAUCUCAAAAGCCUCCAGUGACAAAAGCCAACCUAUGCGGCCUCGAGGGUGUCGAACGGCUCGUCGUACCCUCAGACAAAAGUACUCGAUCUUUCAUACCUUUUGGAGUUGACGGCACAUUGGUGAUAAUAAGUCCAUAUGGAGAGGUUUUAAGGAUGUCAAAAUAUAUUGCUGAUGACAAUCCUCGCGUGAUCUGUCUCAGCAGCCCAGGAAUAAGUAUGGACAGACGUUAUCUGAAUGGACUUGGUGCUAGGAUGCAAAGGCGAGCGCAAAUACGAAAGAGUGGACUCAGCAUUCGCCUAAUGGCCGAUUCAAAAGUCGAAGACCCAAUCAAGACACCACUCGAAUGGAUCAACGGUCGCUGGCCAUGCAUUCACUAUGAGAUCGACGGUGUUCUCGUCUCGGUCCUCUUCACAGUGAAUGAAGGGGUCCUGUCACAGCAAUUUUCCAUCGAGAACUGUCGGUAA